CCCUGCGCCUGCGCACUCGAAAGGGGAUAUUUUUGUAGAUAUGUGUGGCUCUGGUUUUUAAUGGUUAUAUUUAAGUGUUUGAGUGUUUGAGUGAGUGUGACCCUCCGCGGCCCAGCCUUAUGGAGAACCCGAGAGACCUGGUGGAGCGUCCGUCCAGGAAGCGCUGUGACUCCUUCGGACUGCUGGACGGUCUGGAGGAGGACCGCAGCAGCUGCAGCUCCGAGUCCAGCGGGGGCAGCGGAGGCUCCAGCCCCGAGGACAGCGAGGAUGAAGAUUACGGAAUAGGGGGAGGAGGGGGGACUCACCUCACCUCCUCCUCCAACUCCUCUCUGACUCUCAUUAAGACAAACGGACAGGUGUACACAUACCCUGACGGAAAGGCUGGCAUGGCGACCUGUGAGAUGUGUGGCAUGGUGGGGGUCAGAGAUGCUUUCUACAGUAAAACCAAACGUUUCUGCAGCGUCUCCUGUUCCAGAAGUUUCUCCUCCAACUCCAAGAAGGCCAGCAUCCUCGCCCGACUUCAGGGGAAGCCUCCCACUAAGAAGGCCAAAGUUCUGCAGAAACAGCCUCUGAUGAGUAAACUGGCUGCGUACGCUCAGCAUCAGACUCACCAUCAGGGCGGAGUCAAGAAGAGCGUCACUCUGGACAUGUUCGACUGGGGUCGUUACCUGGGAGACGGAGACGUGAUGGGAGCACCAGUUAACUGCUUCAAACAUGUUCCCAUGGGGACGUCGUGGGGCGGCAUCAGUGAAGGCGUGCGGAUUGAAGUCCCAAACACUGACAGCGGUCUGCCGUUGAAGGUUUACUGGAUUGCUGGAAUCAUCAAACUGGCUGGUUUUAAAGCUUUGCUGCGGUACGAGGGAUUCGACAGCGACUCCACCAGAGACUUCUGGUUGAACCUGUGUGUGCCGGACAUCCACCCCGUGGGCUGGUGUGCUGCAGGGGGCAAACCUCUGGUACCCCCCCAGACCAUUCUGCACAGAUUCACAAACUGGAAGACGUUUCUGGUCAAAAGACUGACUGGUUCCAAAACACUGCCGCCAGACUUCGCUUCCAAGGUGCAGGAGAGCAUGCAGGUCCCCUUUAAGAAGCAGAUGAGGGUGGAGGUGGUGGAUAAAACUCACCUGUGCAGGACGCGGGUCGCUUUAGUGGAACAGGUGAUUGGCGGUCGUCUCCGCCUGGUGUACGAGGAGUGUGAAGACGGGACCGACGACUUCUGGUGCCACAUGUACAGUCCUCUGAUCCACAACAUAGGCUGGUCCCGAUCCAUCGGACACCGAUUCAAGCGGUCUGAUGUUUCCAAGAAGCUCGGCAGUUUAAUGGACGCUCCUGGACAGCUGUUUGCAAAGGUAAAGGAGGUGGACCAGAGCGGCUCCUGGUUUGAAGAUGGGAUGAAGUUGGAGGCCAUCGACCCUCUGAACCUUUCUGCCAUCUGUGUGGCGACAGUUAGGAAGGUCCUAGCAGAUGGAUAUCUGAUGAUCGGGAUCGAUGGCUCUGAGGCAGCUGAUGGGUCAGACUGGUUCUGUUAUCACUCCACCUCUCCUUCCAUCUUCCCCGCUGGCUUCUGUGAGAUCAACAACAUCGAGCUGACGCCUCCUAGAGGUUACAGCACUCUUCCCUUCAGGUGGUUCGAGUAUCUGAAGGAGACGAAAUCUGUGGCUGCUCCUGUCACCCUCUUCAACAAGGAUGUUCCUAAUCACGGUUUCCAUCCUGGGAUGAAGCUGGAGGCCGUGGACCUCAUGGAGCCCAGGUUGGUCUGCGUUGCCACGGUGACCCGCAUCGUACACCGGUUGCUACGGAUACACUUUGACGGCUGGGAGGACGAGUACGAUCAGUGGGUGGACUGUGAGUCACCUGACCUGUAUCCUGUGGGCUGGUGUCAGCUGACCGGGUACCAGCUGCAGCCACCCGCCGUUAACGCAGGCUCAAGAGAUCUUCAGUCAGCAGCGUCCAAACAGAGAAAGAAAUCUCAGCAGUACAGAGGACAGAAGAAAAAGAGGAAGUUGCCCAUAGCUAAGCGACCCGUCAGUCUCUCAGGCGCCGUGGUAACGGGCGUCCCCAGGAGCCUUUCAGGAGAUGAGAAUGAGACUCCGCCUAAUUACCCAUCACCCCCAACUCCAGCCUCAGCAGCCCAGCCCCCCUCUGUGGAUCCCCAGCGCAGCCCCAACACUGAGGGGGGGCCAGGUUCACAGAUUAAAGAGGAGAACGUGGAGGGAUCAGAGUUUUCUUCAGAGAGGACUGAAACUGAAACCAACGGAUCUUCUGGAGAAUUAUUUAACAACCAGGACCAGUAGGCCUAAUCCAUCCCUUUAUCUCUCACUCUAUCCAUCAAAACCCUAAAUUUAGCCCUUGUUCAUUUCAAAAUACAUUUCUUUGUCCUGCUCAGUAUUCAUCUCUGUGCCCGGUCAGACCAGGAAGUGGAACAGAUCCAUUUAUUCACUCAUAAAUGAACUCCCAUGAAGUUUUGAAAGCUUGUUGAUGAAGUGAGGGUUGUUUCUAAAAUUAAAGAAAUCAAGCUUUUAGACUCAUUAUAUCCCAAAUGAAAGCUUUUAUCUGAACUAAACCCUUAUGAACAAUCAUUUAAAGAUUUCAGAUUUUCAAUAAGACAAUAUGUAUUACUCCUGCCCUGGAUACAGCCCUGAAAAGAGGGUGACUAACAGGCUAGCUGGCUGCGCUAGUCGGGCAUGCUAGCCCACCAAGCUAGCUGGUAGCUAACUGUCAGUUAGAAAUCUGAUUCCUUCUGCUUAUUUAGGAUUUGACUCCAGACAAAUUAUAUUGAAUUAUUGAAGAUGUUUCUUCAUGGGGUACAUCCACUGCAACAGCGUUAGGUAUUAAUAAACUAUGUGUAAAAGUCAACCACGGUAUAACGCUAGCACCUGCCAGUUAGCAUGUGACGAUCUAGUCAAGGUUUUUUGACAGUUGUUGAUCAUUUCCCACCUUAUUUGUCUUCAUACAUCGUUCGCAACUUCCGUUUUAAAAGUCAGCCACAGAAACAUAUAAAGGUAGCUGCUACUGACCGUCAGUUCUAGCUAGCUAGUUCAGCGGCUAAAACGUCAAAAGCCAGAUUAAUCAAAGCAGUUGCAUCUAUUGUUGUGAAGCAUUGAAAAGGCAAAGGUUAGCGCUAUCUAAAUGAGUCUGGCUAAAGGCUAACUAACUUAAUUCUUCUCUGCAUGAUAUACCUUCACUCAAAAUAUUAUAUAACGAACAUUAUAUUUAUUUCUUACGACCUAGCUAUUUUUAAUCUGUUUAUUCAGGGCCAUAUUCUUGCUAAAAACAUGCUAGUACCAGCUUGCCACAAUAAGACAGCUAGCUAGCUAGUAUGUACAUUAGGCAGCUUUUAUUAAAUAUAUUUAUGCAUAAAUCUCUGUUAUUUAGUAUGAAUUGAAUUAUUUUAAGCAUAAAUGUGGUGUUGGUCUGACCGGGUUUCAUUCUUUAUUUUCCAAACUGUCUCUCAUAUCCUUCCUGGACUUUCCCAAGAACAAAACACCUUUCACACAUUUCACUGACAUGUUGUAAAAGCUGUAGUUCUACCUGAAGUAUCACUAAAAUCUCUUAAAACUCUUCUGAUUUAAAAAGGGCAAAAAAAGAAAGAACAGAAAGAGAGAGUUCCACUGAAAAAGAAAAAUAAGGAGAUAAGAAAACUUUUAUAUAAUGUUUUUUUAACAUACAUUUCUUUGUUGUUUGUAUAUGUUGAUGUUGUGUUCAAGGGUCAGAACUCUUGACGUAAUAAUAAUAAUACUGGAUGCUGUGUAAUGUCAUGUUGAGAUUAGCAGUGAUUUAAAAAAAAACUUGCGUGUGUUUGUGUGUUUGGGCAUGUGUGUUGACGUUUUGAUUCUGAAGAGUUAUCAGAAUGAAACAAGAAACCAGCCUAUAGGAGCCACAGCAGUUAAACUGGUUUAGUUUUUCAAAUCCUUAAUUGUAUUCAGAAGGCCAGUUUCUGCAGAUAUAAGACCAUCUGUCUUCUACAGUAAUAAUAAUAAUAUACAGUAUUGUUCCUUUACUUUCAAAUGUCAUUUAGUGGAAAUGUAUAAAACACGGCAAAAGCGAGUGAGGUUUGGUUGAAGUUGUUUUUUCAAAAUUCAUAUCAACAUAAAAUACUUUUUUUCUGAAAAUCACCUCACCUCUUAAAGUUAAGAGUAGCUGCAAUAAAUAAAUAUCCCAAAUAUUGCAAUAAGAGAUUUAUCUACUGUGCAUCUGGUCAUAAAGUUUAGAGGUUUUAACAUUGGUGCCAAUUCAGUUGUUGAGUUCCUGAGCAAUGUCAAAUAAUUUGACGCCUUUAUACUCUUGAUUUUACCACUUAAGACAAAAUGUCAAAGUUCUCAAAUAAAUCUAAGAUUCAUGUCUUAAAGGUCACAUAUUAUGCAAAAUACAGUUUACUAUGUUUUUUAACACUUACAUGUGUCCUCAGUUUGUCUACAAACCCCCAAAUUAUGAGAAAAGUCCAUCCUGUCCGUCUUUUGCCUGCUCCACUUUUCAGAAAAUGUAC
This is a messenger RNA of Labrus bergylta (ballan wrasse), 4486 nucleotides long. Its product is annotated as MBT domain-containing protein 1-like. The record is from RefSeq and is a predicted model, not a curated record. Lineage: Eukaryota; Metazoa; Chordata; Actinopteri; Labriformes; Labridae. Gene Ontology annotation, biological process: negative regulation of DNA-templated transcription. Gene Ontology annotation, cellular component: nucleus. Gene Ontology annotation, molecular function: chromatin binding; zinc ion binding.